Messenger RNA from Drosophila melanogaster (fruit fly), 2026 nucleotides. It is a transcript of the gene wun, whose product is annotated as wunen. Gene Ontology annotation, biological process: phospholipid metabolic process. Gene Ontology annotation, cellular component: membrane. Gene Ontology annotation, molecular function: phosphatidate phosphatase activity. The transcript has 7 exons. NCBI's taxonomy places the organism in Eukaryota, Metazoa, Arthropoda, Insecta, Diptera, Drosophilidae. The record is from RefSeq and is marked reviewed. The coding region runs from base 383 to 1522 and encodes 379 amino acids.
AACAGUCGCCUUUUUCCAUUGGACGAGUUCGGUUCAAAUGCUCUGUGUCGCUCGUUCAUUCGACCAAAAUAAAGUGCGUGUAGAAAAUCGGGCGUAUAUAUGUACAUAUAACCCUUAUCCGAUUGACACUGAUCGAAUCCGAGAGUCAGAAAAGCGUACGUUACAUAAAGGCCAAAACGAUGACGGAGCAGUAAAGGCUUGCCUGAAAAUCUUUCGCAACGCUGCUGCUCGGGUUUAAGUACUGAAGAGAUGACAUGACGUAAAACCAGAUUCAGAAAGCUCAAGUUCACUGCCAAGCAGAGUAACUUCAAGAGAAAGCAAAGGAAGUGAGAGCGCAAAAGCUUGAGAUUGAGCUUGGAGCUUUUGCAACGGCACCCACAAAAUGCCAGCCGUGAAAAUAAUAAUGAGUACCGAAACGUCGGCGAGCGAGACAACACCGCUGCGGCGGUCGGAAAACGAAACACCUGACCAUAAAGAACUGGCCCAAAGUAACAGCAACAGUCGACAAACAACAGUUAAUAGCAACAACAAUAACUACAGUAACUCGGUGCAAGUGCGUCUGCAGGAACAGGACAGAGAUAGCGACAGCGAGCAACAACAACAUACUGCCACCAUCACCAUGGAUACCAACAAAAGAAUCCUCUGCCGCGUGGGCUUGGAUGUUUUAAUCUUGCUCUGCGCUGGAUUUCCCAUACUGCUGUUUUUCCUGCUGGGCGAGCCGUACAAGCGGGGCUUCUUCUGCGAUGACGAGUCACUGAAGCACCCGUUCCACGAUUCUACGGUCCGGAAUUGGAUGCUAUACUUCAUCGGAGCUGUGAUACCAGUCGGCGUGAUAUUCAUCGUGGAGGUCAUCAUUUCACAGAACAAGGCCAAGCAGGAUAAUGGCAAUGCAACCAGUCGAAGGUACGUCUUUAUGAACUACGAACUGCCCGACUGGAUGAUCGAGUGCUACAAGAAGAUCGGCAUCUAUGCCUUCGGCGCUGUGCUCAGCCAGCUGACCACGGAUAUAGCCAAGUACUCCAUCGGCCGACUGCGUCCCCAUUUCAUCGCGGUGUGCCAGCCUCAAAUGGCCGACGGCAGCACCUGCGACGAUGCGAUCAAUGCGGGAAAAUACAUCCAGGAGUUCACAUGCAAGGGAGUUGGAUCGUCGGCGCGCAUGCUCAAAGAGAUGCGCCUCUCCUUCCCCAGUGGCCACUCCAGCUUCACCUUCUUCGCCAUGGUCUAUCUGGCGCUCUACCUGCAGGCUCGCAUGACCUGGCGGGGCUCCAAGCUGCUGCGUCACCUUCUCCAGUUCCUGUUCAUCAUGGUGGCCUGGUACACAGCCCUAAGUCGCGUAUCGGACUACAAGCACCACUGGUCCGAUGUGCUGGCAGGAUCGCUUAUUGGCUCCAUAAGCGCACUGGUCGUGGCCAACUAUGUCUCCGACUUGUUUCAAAAGCCCAACACGAAGCCCUAUUUGGCGCGUACAGUGCAAGACAUGAAUGCAUCGCCGGCCCAGGCCAUAACGAUUACUACAAACUAACACGCAGAAGUGCAAAAUAGCAAUUACAAGUUGCACGAGCUGUAGUUAAACUAAGGACUCGAUGUUCUUACGGCUUUCUUCAUGGGGACAGUGAAGCCUAGCUUUGCGAGCCUUCCCAAUUAAUUUAUUCCUGUACUGGCAUUUUAAGAGCUGAGCGUGAAUGUAUGUGUUAGCUGCAAGUGCACUCGAGUGCCUUCUUUAAUAUUUAAACUAGAGCAAUUGAGAGAUCUGUGUAUGACGAUAGCUAUACUAAAUAUUUUUAACUGACGCAACAAUUUCCACAAAACAAGUGACCUUUAAAACAGAGCUGCGCAAAAAAUAUAUGAAAGCAAUAAGUAUUAUGUAAACUAGUUUUAAGCUUUGGAUACGGAAAGAUAAUUAAAAUAUUUCUAAGAUGGCCGUUAAAUAUGUUAAUUUAUAAUUUUUGGCGAGAAUUUACAAUUGUUCGCUGAAUAUUUUUAUGAAAAUAAAAUAGAAUUAAGAAUAUGGUUUUGUUAUUUGUAG